Molecule: messenger RNA, 1506 nt
Organism: Pseudozyma flocculosa PF-1
Lineage: Eukaryota; Fungi; Basidiomycota; Ustilaginomycetes; Ustilaginales; Ustilaginaceae
Exons: 6
Coding region: 1-1506 (501 amino acids)
Molecular function (GO): FAD binding
Source: RefSeq, a predicted model, not a curated record
AUGCCGCUCCCAAACAAGGUCGACAUCCUCAUCGUCGGCGCUGGACCCGUCGGAACGGCCGCGGCCUGCGCCAUCCUCAACAACAUCGACGCCGAGGCGCGCUCCGACUUCAAACUGCUCAUUGUCGAUAGCAACGAGUCGAUCAACAGCUUCUCGCCUACGCACUCCCGGGCCAUCGGGGUUCACGCUCGCACCUUUGAACUUCUCGCCGAGACGGUCGACGAUCCCCAAGCUCGCGAGCAACAGGUCGGCGUGCGCGGAAGGCAGCAGAUCCCUCUGGUCAGCGACCCAAGUAGCCCCCCGGAGCGGACCGACAGUGUCACCCGCAGUCUUCUCGAGCGUGGCAACCUGUUGACCAAGAUCACCUUCAGGUCGGCGGGCAAGACCAAGCCGCUAAUGACGAUGGACUUUCCGGGCGCGCUGCGCGACAGCCAGUACCAGCAGUUCUGCAUCAUCUCGCAGCGCCUCACGGACGCCACGCUGCGAGCCCGACUUGCCACCCUCGGAGGCUGUAUCGAAGGCGGCUGGAGUAUCGCCCAUCUCGAGCGACGAGGCAAAGCGGCGCCAGUGGCCGUCACGCUCGAGCACGACAAGCUCGGCAGCCACGAGGUCGAGGCCGACUUUGUCAUCGGUGCCGACGGUGGCCACAGCCUCGUACGCCAGCUCGUCGGGCUCGGAUUCCCCCGUUCCUCCAUGAAACAGCCCCUACUGCUGGCCGAGAUCCGUACGGCCGAUCCGCAGUGGCCUUACAGCUAUCCGGAGCUCGGCUACGACGGCCUCGAGGGCUGCCAAGCGUACUGCAAGCAGGGCCUCGGCAUCUCGAUCCCCAUGACUGGCAACUGGAUGCGGAUCGCUGCCAGUUUCCUGCCCCCGGGCUUCCAGGAGGUCUAUCGCCGCACCACGGGCAAGGGCAUCGGCGGGCACGAGGAGGGUAACCGACCAAGCAUCGAGCAGCUGCAAUGGACGAUGGACCAGUAUCUGCCCACGGGCGCCGAGUGGCGAGAGGGCGCCGAGAAGAAGGAGGGUCUCCGCCCGGGAGACAUCGUCGAAGUCAGGUUCGCGACGACGUUCAAGGUGCACCACGGCCUCGUGAAAUCCUAUGUCGACCACGAGACCGACAGGGUGGUUCUGAUCGGCGAUGCGGCCCACGUGCACAGCCCAAUGGGCGGGCGCGGACUCAACACGGGCAUCCAGGAUGCCGCUACGCUCUCCAUGGCGCUUCGCCCCUUUUUCCGCACCUCGGCACUUGCAGCCGCGUCGGAAGAGCGCUCGGCCGCGCUGCACGCCUGGGCGCAGGAACGACGCCGGAUCGGCCAGAUCUGUAUCCGCGAGUCGAGGAGGCAGAUGUCCUUCGCCCUCGUCACCAACCGCCUCCUCCAGCGUCUGCGCAACCUCGCUGUCAGCCUGCUAGCCUACUUCCCCUCCAUCACGCGUGGCAUCAUCCGAAGCGCCGCAGGUGUCGAGUUCAGGCCCCCGGCCUGGAAAUCGCCGCUCCUUGCUGCAUGA